GCCCCUAAGGUGCCAAAUCCAUAUAACAUAGAGAGGACGAAAGGCAUCCAUAACUGUCAAAGGCAAGGAUAAGUAACAGUCAUCAGACGUGAAACUCAACAUGGCACAGGGCCAGCUACCAAACAACUCUUUGAAGAACAGUUCGAUCCCUGUGUUCACUGGCCUUGACCUCCUCUUCGACCUGAAACCCCUCUUCAUUCCCCUCUAUGCCACUCUGGUGGCUGUGGCUUGCACCGGCAACUUGCUCCUCAUUCUCCUUAUCGUUGUCACCAAAAAACUGCACAGCACCACUAACUUCCUUAUUGGAAACCUGGCUGCAGCUGACCUGAUCAUGUGCAUUUUCUGCGUCCCACUGACUGCAUCCUAUGCCUUUGAGAUCCGGGGCUGGAUCUUUGGGGUGUUCAUGUGUUACUUUGUCACCCUGAUGCAGACUGCCACUGUAUUUGUGUCUGUGCUGUCCCUCACAGCUAUUGCAGUGGACAGAUAUAUUGUUGUUGCUUACCCCAUUCGCAAAAGGCUAAGUCGCAAGUCCUGUGUCUACAUAGUGGCCUUCAUUUGGUUACUCUCCAUUGUGGUUUCUGUGCCUACAUCCAUGCACACCCAUUAUCUGGAUCUCAACAAGAUUGGCCAUGACAUGUUCAUCUGUGAAGAAUUCUGGAAGCACCAAGAGAAAGAAAGGCUGCUGUACUCAUGCUCAAUGCUCCUUUUGUCCUACAUGCUCCCACUUUCUGCAGUAUCUAUCUCCUACUGUGCCAUUUCUUAUCGCCUUAGGAAGAGGAAUGUCCCAGGGGCUGCCUACCACAACCAAGAGAAAUGGACCAAUAAAAAGCGAAAGACCUUCCGAGUUCUCAUUAUUUCAGUUAUGUGCUUUGCUGUCUGCUGGCUACCUCUGCAGGUGGUGAACCUCAUCAGAGAUGUAGACGAGGAGUUUGCCAUCUUGGACAAGAGGUACGUGAAUGUCAUUCAAGUGUCAUGUCACUUGAUCGCCAUGAGCUCUGCCUGUUAUAACCCUUUCAUUUACGCCUCACUCCACGACAAAUUCCGAUUCCAUGUUAGUAACUAUUUUUGCCAUCCCAAGAAGAGGUCCAGCAUCAUGUCCCGCAAGGCCUCGCGACUCAAUACCUGCUCCACGCUGGCAGACAUUCCUAUGGGCAUCACCGAUAAGUUAACUCUGCAAGACAGGUUUUCUUUUAACUAA
Messenger RNA from Chelonoidis abingdonii (Abingdon island giant tortoise), 1198 nucleotides. Its product is annotated as prolactin-releasing peptide receptor-like. Gene Ontology annotation, biological process: G protein-coupled receptor signaling pathway. Gene Ontology annotation, molecular function: neuropeptide Y receptor activity; neuropeptide binding. NCBI's taxonomy places the organism in Eukaryota, Metazoa, Chordata, Testudines, Testudinidae. The record is from RefSeq and is a predicted model, not a curated record. Gene Ontology annotation, cellular component: neuron projection; plasma membrane.